Symbiodinium sp. CCMP2592 is the source of this 609-nucleotide messenger RNA. The record is from the annotation of a GenBank genome assembly. Lineage: Eukaryota; Dinophyceae; Suessiales; Symbiodiniaceae.
AUGCGCCUGCUUUGCCAUGAGAGCCAACACACGGCGGAUGUGGGAACGUGCAACCUCGCGUCGCUGAAGUCGUUAAAGGCGUGGCGGUCUCAGCCUCUGGGCCUCUUCGAGUCUGAAGUCCCUCGGGUUCGGCAGAGGCUUCCCUCCGCACGGUUCCUCUGCGGCCCAGAGGACGGAGGCCGCGGCUGCAAAGCCACGUCAUUCAUCUCCUCCAGCCGGGCCCUCCGUCUGGGAGAAGAAGCCCAUGUACACCGUGCCGGCGCCCGCGGGCAUCGGGCGUCAUUCAAGGAAAAAACAUUGGAGGCAGUCGUGCAAGACAAAGACAAAGAGGCUGAAGAGGAAGAGAUCGAAGAGGAGGCCGCUGCGAAGCAGGCUCCCGACCCAGAUAAGGUCAAUCCGGAGUGUACCCAAGCCAGGAAGACCGGGCGCCCCCGAUGCUGUUUGUGCAUCAACGGCGAGGCAAUCUGGUCGCAGGAUGGCAGUUGCAAGCACUGCGUCGACAGCGGCAAGGGCAUCCGAGACUGCUCUGAGGUGGACGAAGGCUGCCGCCCGGGCUCAGUAAGUUGGCCCCUGAAGUACAAGGAGGAGGAGGCCGAGUUGGGGGUUUAG